AUGUCAGGUUCAAACUUACCACCAAAGAUCCUUCUGAGCGGCGCAACCGGCUAUGUUGGCGGUUCCGUACUCCACCACCUCCUCAAACACCCUUCCCUCACUUCCAUCAUUACCUCUUCCUCUCCAAUCACGUUACUAGUCCGCGGCGGUCUAGACCGCGCAGCAAAGCUUACGGACUCAUACGGAUCACUUGUGAAGCCUGUGUCCAUCGUCUCUUACGACGACACCUUGGCCCUGACAGCCCUUGCCUCCGAGCAUGACAUCGUGAUCAACGCAGGCUCAGGUUUCCAUCCGCCCUCGGCAGAGGCCUUCGUUCACGGUCUCGCUAAACGCAAGGAUCGGAACGGAGGACAACCGGUCUGGAUCAUUCACACGUCGGGCGCAUCCAAUAUCGCGGACAAGCCCUUGACUGGAGUGAACAGGCCUGAUGCUGAAUACGAAGACGCCGUUGCCGAGAAGGUGUAUGAGUUUGAAGAAGCCGAAGACGCAAAAGAUCCGUAUCCUCAACGGACCGCAGAAACUAGCUUCAGUAUUCAGUCACCAUGCAUCUUCGGGCCCGGAUCGGGGCUCUUCAACAAGGCGGGCUUGAUGAUUCCCAUAAUGACGGGCUACGUGCUCGAAAACGGCUGUGGAUUGACUUUGGGCGAUAAGACGGGCUGUAUCGACUACGUUCACGUCUCCGACCUCGCGGACCUCUACGUUCUGUGUGUCCUAGACAUCAUCGAGCGUGGCGGGGCCAAUGUUCCCAAGGGCAAGAAGGGGAUCAUGUUUCCGACCGUGGGGAGGACGUUGACGAUUGAUAUUCCGCGAAAGUGUCUCGACAUCGCGUUUGCCACUGGGAAUCUUCCCAAGAAAGGAGGGCCGCAGGAGAAGAUUGUGAGGAACGUCAGCCUUGCGGAGGCGGCGGAGACGUGUGCUGGGAAUAUGGAUGUUGCUGAGACUGGGUAUGCUGGGCAUCGCAAGACAAAGGGGACUGUGGCAAGGGAGAAGUUGGGAUGGAAGCCUGUUUAUGGAGAGGAAGCUUGGUGCAAAGACUUUGAGACGGAGUUGAGGGCUGCCUUGAAUGGGCAGAGACCGCACACGAUGGGGAACUGUAUCGCUGGCACGAAGUGA
Molecule: messenger RNA, 1113 nt
Organism: Colletotrichum scovillei
Lineage: Eukaryota; Fungi; Ascomycota; Sordariomycetes; Glomerellales; Glomerellaceae
Product: NAD dependent epimerase/dehydratase
Exons: 2
Coding region: 1-1113 (370 amino acids)
Source: RefSeq, a predicted model, not a curated record